GCUCUGCGCGCCGCAGGAGGAGGCGGCUCCGGCCCUGGCCCCGUCCCGCCAGCGCCGCGCCCCGUCCCGCCGCAGCCCGACCGAGGGAGGAGACGGUGAGAGAGGCCGCCGUGAGGGGGGCCCGGCGAGCCGCAGAUCUUGAAAACUUUACCAGGUCCUUCAGAGAGAAAACUACAUGACACUACACCAUGAGUGACAGUAAAUGUGACAGUCAGUUUUACAGUGUUCAAGUUGCAGACUCAACAUUCACUGUACUGAAACGUUACCAGCAAUUGAAGCCCAUAGGCUCAGGGGCACAGGGCAUUGUUUGUGCUGCCUUUGAUACAGUCCUUGGAAUAAAUGUUGCUGUGAAGAAGCUGAGUCGUCCUUUUCAGAACCAAACCCAUGCCAAAAGGGCUUACAGAGAGCUUGUUCUGCUCAAGUGUGUCAAUCACAAAAAUAUAAUUAGUUUAUUAAAUGUAUUUACACCACAGAAGUCACUAGAAGAAUUUCAGGAUGUAUAUUUGGUUAUGGAGCUGAUGGAUGCAAAUUUAUGCCAGGUUAUUCAUAUGGAAUUGGAUCAUGAAAGAAUGUCUUACCUUCUGUACCAGAUGCUAUGUGGUAUCAAACAUCUCCACUCAGCUGGUAUCAUCCACAGAGAUUUGAAACCCAGCAACAUAGUAGUAAAAUCAGAUUGUACACUCAAAAUCCUUGAUUUUGGACUGGCAAGAACAGCAUGUACUAACUUCAUGAUGACUCCCUAUGUGGUGACACGGUAUUACAGAGCACCAGAAGUUAUCCUUGGAAUGGGAUAUAAAGAGAAUGUUGAUAUCUGGUCAGUUGGUUGCAUCAUGGGAGAAUUGGUGAAAGGUUGUGUGAUAUUCCAAGGCACUGAUCAUAUUGAUCAGUGGAAUAAAGUUAUUGAACAACUAGGAACACCAUCAGCAGAGUUCAUGAAGAAACUACAGCCUACAGUGAGGAAUUAUGUAGAAAACAGGCCAAAAUAUCCUGGUAUUAAGUUUGAAGAACUCUUUCCAGACUGGAUAUUUCCAUCAGAAUCAGAUCGGGACAAGUUAAAAACCAGUCAAGCUAGAGAUUUAUUAUCAAAAAUGCUUGUAGUAGAUCCAGACAAGCGAAUUUCUGUAGAUGAAGCCUUACGUCAUCCUUAUAUUACUGUCUGGUAUGAUCCUGCUGAAGCAGAAGCUCCCCCACCUCAGAUCUAUGAUGCACAAUUAGAAGAAAGAGAGCAUGCAAUUGAAGAAUGGAAAGAAUUAAUAUACAAAGAAGUAAUGGAUUGGGAAGAAAGGAGCAAGAAUGGUGUGGUAAAAGAUCAGCCCUCAGAUGCAGCAGUGAAUAGCAACACCAGUCCUUCCCAGUCAUCAUCUAUCAAUGACAUUUCAUCCAUGUCAACAGAACAAACAUUGGCCUCAGACACAGACAGCAGCCUCGAUGCCUUGACAGGACCCCUUGAAGGAUGUCGAUGAUCAGCCAGGAUUGCAGACUUGACUUUGUUAAAGAACUCUUGCUUCCAUUGGCCCCAAAUUGCUUGUAAGUUAAUGGAACCAAGUAGAAAAACUCCAUGUUCUGCAUGUUCUGCUAAAGUAAUGCCUGUUUUUUUUAACUGGGUUGUUAUGAAAUUGCCUGCUUAAUGUUGUAGAAUGAAAGUAAAUCAAUGUCUGAAGAACAAAAAAAAAAAUAAUAAUUUAAAUUUAGGCACUUGUUGUGGGCUUUUCUUUUUUUCAGCCAAUUUCAGGUGAGCAGUUAUAAUAGAGUUUUAGUCAAUAACUCCUCUUAAGUGGUUCAUGAAUCUUCAGUCCCAACUGGCAGGCUUCUGUGACACAAUGGUUGUUUACAUUUUAGUACAGUAUUGCUUGUUGGUAGGUUUAUUGAAUGUAUAGUCUCUGUGAAGUAUGUUUUCAGGUGUGACUGGCAGUUUGCAUUAUUUAAGGACUGGAGUGUUGUAUGUAAGUGGGAACCCUCACAAUGAACAGUCUCAGUACUAUGUUUAAAGGGCAGUUAUUCUUCCACAUAGCACUUUCUUUUUAAUUGAGCCCUUUCUGUCAUCACGUCUAAUGAUUCUAUCUUCUUGUAGAAGAGACAAAAGUGAAGUUUAAAGAAUGUAGCCAUUAUUUUGUAUUUCACCUCUGAGGAAAUGUCUCUAACUUUCUCAGUUUUGUAAAUGUGGGUGAAUGGAAGAUACAGUGGCUUCAUUAAAUCUUUACCUGUGAAGCAAUGCCUGUAUAGAAGAGAGUGUUAAAAUGUUCAGUACUUUCUAGCUUGUGAUACUGAUCCUUUAACAAAAUCAAACAGAAAAGGAAGUUGUAUCUGUGGUGCUCUUCAUUCACUGCAAACUGAUAAAAGGACAGGUGAACUGGAGAGACUUGCAGCCUCAAAAAGAGCUGCAUUAAUGUUUUCCAUUAUUUUAAUGGGUUGAUUCUAUCUAGCAAGUAAUAAAGAAAAACAAUGCAGUAGUUUUGAGUCACUUGUAAAUUAAGUAUUUAGGUAGUAGAAAUUAAUUCCCGCAUGAAGAAAAACCCCUCUGUUUGUACUGGGGGAGGAGAACAUAGGUAAUACAUAUUUUCUUAACACAGCAUCAGGUAAGAGGAGGAGAUUAUUUGCUGUUUCAUGGCAGGCUUAUCAAUGCAGUUUUCAGAACCAGAUAAUGUAAAUACUGCCUGGUCCAUUGCUCCAUAUGUUGAAUUAGAAAAUGUUUGCAGCAGAGUAGGGUUUAAGUUGCAUUAUACCACACACUUGUGAACUUGUGCACACUCACUUGGGAGUGCACAGGUGAGAAAUUUUGCUAAAGGAUCUUGUGUGUGUGAAAGCAAACUAUGUAAGUGUAGUAGAGAUGUACAAGAUGAGGUAAAACACCACUUUUUUAAAGGCACUAUAUUUAGUUGUUGAUCCAGAUAUUCUUGACUUGAAUAUAUAAAUAGAACUUCUAAAACAUACUGGCUCAGCCAAACUUGUACUCCUUUUUAAUAGCUGAAUUUGCUGUAGCAAAUAUAUUAAGGUUAUACUGUCCCAGAAGCUUCAAAUGAAUUAAUGAAGUAGUUAAUAUGAUGUUUGCUUCAGAACUAUCACCUGGAAUCUUGGAUUUUUAAAAUCCUGUUUAAUGGAAUUGCAGGAUAUUUGGGCUUGUUUUUUUUUUUUCUUGUUGCUCAGUUUUAAACCUACAAAUAGGUUAAUUUAUCUUUUGAUACUGACAGUCUAUGUGAAAUAUUUUUAGUGCGUUUUUGUCACUGGAAAAAAACAUUUUAAAAUACCUGAUUACCAUAGAGCAGAACAGCACAGGUUGCUGUUCUUCUGCAUUUUAAUCUUUAAGAUUACCGAAAGCACAUAGUCAAAAUGCACAUUAGGAUUCAUCAUGGAAGUAAUCUACUGUGUUUAAUUUUUCAAGACUUCUGUCUUCUUCAACUGAAGUUACAGUUCAUUUUGACAGUUACUGCUUUAGAAGACUUAAUGAAACAAAAACUUUUGUUUCAUGGUUUGUUUGGUUUUUUUUUGAAAUUCAGAGUUGCAUUUUUCCUAUUGGACUUGGGCUGCUCGAAACAAGGGCAGUUGGAUCAGAUGACCUCCAGGUCUCUUCCAACCUGUAUUAUUCUGUGAUUCAAAUUCUCUUAAAAUGUUGUUUAUUAACACAGCUGCCCUAUCUUCAAGAUAUGACCUGGUAUCUGAUGUUCUUCUAGUACAUACUGUUACUUUGAAUACAUGCUCUUGGAACAAAAACAGUCCCUGAGUUAAUUUGUAAAUCAUAUUCUAGGAAAAGCUGUCUCAUAUCUUAUUUUUUUAAUGUCUUCUUGCUGUGGCAUCACAAUGAAGCUUCAAAAUUUUACAGAAAUGUUGUUACUUCAGAGCAUGCAUGAAAUGUCUGUGAAUAUUGUAGAUUUUGAUUCCAGUAUCAUUCAAAACCAAAUUGCUAAUAUCCUGAAUGAGAAUCCAUUUCCAAAGGCACAUAUAGAGAUGAUAUUUCAUAAAAUGCAUGCAGAAUAGAUGCAUGCUUAGGUUCCCAUGCUGUUUCAGUGUACACAUAUAGAGUAUAAAUCCACUGCAUGCAGAUUGUGUCCAUAUAGUUGUAUUCCUGACUGCAGGUGAAGUUCAGUGCCAUGUCUGUGAAGUGGUUGUCAAUGCCAAAAAACCUCAUUAGUGAUGGAAACUGAAAUGCACAUGUAACUUGACAGGGGCUCAGAAGUUGAGAGAGUUUGGUGUGCAAUAUAAUCACUUUUAUUCCUAAGACUAAAAUCAUGUAUGUAAAGUGAUACAAUUGACCAUUUUUUUUUUGCACUUUGGCAUUUAUAAAUAUUUAUAUGUAUUUAAAGGUAAAGAAUAUGUGAGUGUGUUUACACAUAUAUAUUAAAAAACCUGCUCAGUUUUGUAAACAUGAAUGUUACUUUUUCUUUAUGGGAGACUUUGUAUAGUGUUAACACUACUGCAGUAUACAUAAACAAUUUAUGAAAUAUGAUUACAAAAUAAGUGUUGAUCAACAUAGAUACAAUCUGUAAUCUUAACUGCUCACCUGAAAAUAGAGGGAUCUAUGGCUAUCAAUCAGAUUAUUGACCAGAAACAUUAUGUUCAAUAUAUGAACUCUGAGUAGCUGAAUGGCAUUGCAGAAAUGGAGUAUGUUAUAAACAGUUCAUUUCAUCUGUGCUUGCAUCAUUUUUCCUCAAAAGAACCAAAUCUUAGAAAGAGAAGUUUGACAUUUUGAAAGCUGGAUAAGCUGCCUGUAAGCUUGCUUUGAGGAAAUCCUGUGAUACGACAAGUAUAGGGUUGUUUUUAUUGAAAAGAUGGUAAAUGAAUGUCAAAAUAAGGCUUUGUCUGCAUGGAUUAUACAAAAUAAAGUAGUCUAAUGACUGGAAACUAGUGCUUGCAAACAGCCUUGGAAGUUUUAUAAUGUUUCCAGUAAGGGUUUUAAUUUCUUGUCAAAAUAAUAAAAAUAAACUCAACCUUGACUGGAAACUGACUAGUUGGUUGGUACAUUUCAAAAACUUAGGAAUCAGAGGGCUCUAAAGGUUUUCUUUGUCUUUUUUAAGUCCUAACAGAGUAUGUGUGUUUACUCAAAAUUAAUUAAAAAACCAAAAUAAUUUCUUUAUUUUUCUUAAAGGAAGGGCCUUAAAUCGAUUUCCUUUUUAGAACUGAUUUUUAUUUGGCUUGAAAAUUAUCAUUUUAUGAACGAAGUAGGGUUUAGACAUUUAAAACACAGCUGAUAUACCAAGCCUCUAAGCACAGAGUGGACAACAUUUCUUUUGGCAGAAUUGCAGUCCUGUUGCUUGGUGUGGGCUGGAAGUUCCAGUGUGAAAGUGCAGACAAAUCUUUUCCUGAACAUGAUGCUGGUCUGGAGUAUGGUUUCAGUCUUGCAGCAAGACAGUUUGUGUAGAGCCUUUUGUUGGAAUUGUCACGCUUAAAAUGGAAGGAGUUGGAGUGUGGUGGGGGGUAAAUGCUGAACAGCCUUUGUCUGUAUAUUCUACAUCUGUCAUAUGGAUUCUAUCAGGGCUUGAUGCUAAACUUAGUGAUACCAUACACUGGGAACCAAAUUUUUUUCCUGGGAUGUGUCUUGUGUAAUUCCUGCUCAAAACAAACUGGUUUUGGUUCUGGGACACCUGCACCCAGAUGCAGAAUUUGUACUUGAGUUCCUAUAGACUAAUCUAAUGAUUUCUUUGCUUUUCCAGAGUGUUUUUAAGGAUUUUUAAAACAUGUGGAAAGAUGACAGAAAAAGUGUCUUCUGACUCGUUAUUUACAUAUGUUUUAACUUCUCUGUUACACCAGUGAUACUGAUGUUCUAUCAGCUUGGAACAACUUACCAAAGCAGUUUUAUUUUUUGCCUGCUCUGCAUGCUAAAAAUAUCUGGAGCUAAACUAAUGUGUUAAGCAAACCUCAUUUUCUCAUGUUCCCAUUGGAGGAAUUUGAAGAGAUAACCAUCAUUUCUGUUUGUGUCCCCUAAAAUCACUCUUUUAUUUUUUGUAGGUAAAAUUUUACUUGUUGCAUUUCAAUCCCAUGGUCUUGCUUUGUGGUUAUAAAUUUACCUGGGUCCUCUAUUUCAAACAGUUUAACAUAUAAAGUCCAGUGUAAAACUGAGCUGGUAAGAUGCACUCUUCUGCAAUUUGUUAUUGAAAAUAUGGCAAAUUAUUUUGGUCCAAAAAUUCAAAACAAAUUAGAGAAAAUACAUUUAGCUGUUUAAGUUUUUAUUCCUUGAUGCUGCUGCUUUUUUUUUUUUUAAACAGGUGCUUGCAGUUUUGCACAAGAAAAAUCAAUUUUAUUAAUUGCUGGGUUUGAAGCACUUUUACUUCCCAGUACACCCAGUAUAUGGUGUAAAAAGGAAUGACAGAAAAAAAUUUUAAAUUUGGGUUGCAAUCUUUACUUAUUUUGAUAUCCUUUAAAUAGAAAACUGUUUUCAGAGAUUUGAAAUGAAAAAUUGUUUUUAUGGGCUGAAAUUUAACACUUAGUAAGAGAUCAUCUGAGAAACAUCUUGUACUCAAAUGCUGGUAGGCUGUUAGCCAAGUGACUGCCUACCCAUUUAUUAGGUGAAGAUACAACCGUGUUUGUUCCUGUAGCUAGGUCAGCUAGCUAUGAGCUAGGAUUCUUUUUUCUUAAA
Messenger RNA from Calypte anna (Anna's hummingbird), 6568 nucleotides. RefSeq names its product mitogen-activated protein kinase 9 (gene MAPK9). The transcript is spliced from 12 exons. Lineage: Eukaryota; Metazoa; Chordata; Aves; Apodiformes; Trochilidae. Gene Ontology annotation, molecular function: JUN kinase activity; ATP binding. Gene Ontology annotation, cellular component: nucleus; cytoplasm. Gene Ontology annotation, biological process: JNK cascade; protein phosphorylation. The record is from RefSeq and is a predicted model, not a curated record. The coding region runs from base 189 to 1463 and encodes 424 amino acids.